Molecule: messenger RNA, 1139 nt
Organism: Pollicipes pollicipes
Lineage: Eukaryota; Metazoa; Arthropoda; Thecostraca; Pollicipedomorpha; Pollicipedidae
Exons: 5
Coding region: 11-799 (262 amino acids)
Source: RefSeq, a predicted model, not a curated record
GGCACCAGGCAUGAGGAGCUUCGGCAGUCGCAGUCUCUGCGCAUCCACGGACAGACCGCCACGCAUUCCUUUCCCCUGCAAGUUUAGCGUGCCCACAAUGCUUCUCUCCAUCGCUGUCCUGCUGGUCAGCAGCGGCGGGGUCGCACUGGCCAAGAAGGUGGGGUUCGGCUCCGACUAUGGCUCGGACUUGACCUUUGAUGGCGUGCCCUACAACCAGCUGCACUUUGAACUGGACUUCCCCUACGAGCCGUACGACCCCAUCUACGAGAGGCUGGACCGACCCGGAAACCUGACGAGCAGGGCGAAGCGGCGGGCGGCGGAGACCCGGGCUCUGUUUCGGGAGUGGCCCACCGGCUCUACCGUGUCGUUCAUCUUCGGGUUCAGCAUUCCCUUCCGGCCGCGGGGCCAGUUCGACAUGCGUUUCCCAUUCGUGUUCUUCGUCAACGAGCUGCUCAGGAAGCUCAACGGCGCGUACGGCCGCCACUUCGUCCACGACCAGUACUCGAUGUACCGCUCGAUGGAGACGGGCCUGGUGGAGGGUCUGGCGAUGGAGGGGCGCGGCUGCGUGCUGCGCGCCAUCUGCGACGCCGCCCAUCUCGACCUGGCCAAGUUCAGCCUGCUGGGAGAGAUGCUCAGCGUCCUGCUGACGCCGAAGAGAAGUCACCUUCCUGAGAUGGAAGAUUACAGUCAGGCAUUCAAAGAGGGCAAGAAGUAUGGCAACUGCAAGAAGCGCUACUCAGAUUGCCCCCUUUCGCUGCAGUCUCUGUUUCCCACAGCAUGGUUAUCCAAAAAGAAGUGAGAAUGGACUGUACUCUUAUGUGGCAGUAGAAACCACUUGUUCAUGCUUUGGCAUUUCGUUGGUAAUGCCUGUACGUAUGCUGUGGCAUACACCAUGGAGUUCACGUAAAGAUGUGGUUGUAUUUCAUGCCCGCUGUUUCAGACCGUCACCUGUAUCUCACUACACGUACGGUUGCCCACUUUCAACACUUUUCAACAAGCAGCUGAGCCGCACACGCGCGCAUGCGAGUGGUCUCCUUGGCAACCAGUUCUGUGGCGUGAGCUCCGUGGUGGGAGGUGUCUAUGAAUGGACUGACACCCGAUGUUUACGCGUGACUUAAUACACGGAGUCUCUCAAGGCA